UGUCCCACAUAAUAACUAGGGGACGAGGAUAUCAGUUCUGACGUCUUCUUGAAACACAAGGUUUUCAGUGAGUGCCAUUUUAGUUGCGCACUAAACUCUCUUGCUUGAGGUUUUUAGGACUACUGCUUUCAGGUUAUGAUCGCAAAAUACCAAACCCUCUGGUGACGCUUUCAACACGUGGUGCCAUCUGUUGCAGGGCUAAUAAUAAAUAUGUUUUUCUAUGGAAAUACCCUCUAUACGCUUUUGCACAUUGUGUUAACAGUGACUACAGCCAGGGUGACUUUUGAUGAAAUAAGUCGUUUGGGGCCCUCGUGCUUAAAUUCGUGCCUUAUUUAUAACUCUAGGGAUUCGAAUAAUUCCCUCACCUCAGAAAGUUGUAAUUGUGAUAAUAAAUGUGCUGAAUAUAGAGACUGUUGUCUUGACGCUGAGACCCUUAACCAACAACCCCAAGAUAGUCCGUGGCAUUGUAUUUCUAUAGAUGAAGGUACUGGAGUGUUUCUGAAAGCUACAUGUAAGCCUCAAUGGCGAGGUGAUCAAAUGAUUCACAACAGUUGUGAAAACACUACUUCAGAUGUCCACUAUGAUCCGAUGAGACAACUUCCAGUCACUAACCCUAACACAGGAGUGUCGUAUCGAAACUACCAUUGUGCUAUCUGUAAUGAUGACACCAGUUAUGAUAUGGUGUUAUGGAAACUGCUGUUAAAAUGUCCAUAUCUACACUUGUAUAAUAUAACUCGACAAAACCUAACUGAAAAAUACAUACGCGACAAUUUAGAGUACUACGAUUCUCAGUGGGGCAUCUGGUUAGAUGGAGAUGAUGAAAACUUGCACUUUUAUGGUUGUUCUAUUAAACUUGUUGUGCCUGAUGUCUUAAAAUCAAAUAUUAGAUCAUGCGUUCGUAAUCUGAUUUCCGAAUGUUCAUGGAACUGGAAUAUCUCAAAUGUCAGAGAAAAAUGCAGAUAUUACACGAGUGUAAUGUAUAGUCAAGAUAAAGCCUAUAGAAAUGUUCACUGCGCCCUCUGUAAUUAUGUGAAUACAUCUGAACUCUCUUGUUCCAAAACUGAGCAUGAAAUUGUCAUGUAUCGUAAUUUUUUUCCAAAUGCUUUUUCCAUGCUGCUUGACGUCAAUGAAUACUCGGGAACCAGUGUUGGGAUAGUAAUACUCUGCAGAAAUGGGGAAGUAUUUGACCCAUUCUUCAAAAAGUGUCGAAAUAUCGUGUGUGGGUUUUCCGGAUAUGAACCCAGAAACGGUAAGUGUGUAGCGUCAGAAGCGCAGCCGUCAUCAACCAAUGACCAAAACACAGUUUCAACGACCACGAUCAGCGAGACAGACAACGAUUGCUCUACAACCAAUAUAACUCAUAAGAAUGACUGUAUAUCAUCACAUCAAAAUAAAUCCGGAACGAGAUCUGGAUUAUCACCAACUACCACAAACCAGUCGAUUCUCUAUGGAUCUGAUUUUCUCAGUUGUAUCAAGGUUUCUUUUGACGAAGGCGAAUAUAUCUUCUUGAAUAAUCAAAGCAUUUACAUCCCAAAAUACGAUCAUGUGUAUAACAAGUCAUUUUAUGUGGUUCGGAAACGAAGUAUACUCGUGUGCGCAGAUUAUCUGAAUCGAACUUCAGAGCAGGAAAAAAAAUUCUCCAUUUACAUGGGUUAUAUUUCUCUCAUUGGCCUUGGGAUUUCUAUUAUUUGCCUUCUUCUCCAUUUCGUGGUGUUUCUCGUGAUUCCAGAUCUUCAUAACUUUGCGGGACGGAAUCUGUUAUCCCUAGCUUCUGCUCUUUUUUGUGCUUAUUGCUGUUUCAUCAUCGGCCAAUUAAACAUUCUUUCCCCUUUGAAAUGUACUGUUGUCGCUAUCUUGACUUAUUACUUUUUCUUAGCAUCUUUUUUAUGGAUGAAUACACUGGCUUUUGAUGUUUGGAGAACUCUUCGGAUUGCCACACAGGAACUACGUGUUUCGAGUGGCAACAAAUGGCCGAAGUUUAUAGGGUAUUCUCUAUACUCUUGGUUGAGUCCAGUUCUUUUAGUGAUAGUAGCUAUUAUCAUCGAACAGCUCGAGUAUGUACCAGAGAACUACAAACCAGGAUUUGGAAUCUACCAUUGCUGGUUUGGACACAAACGAGCCUUGUCGUUGUUCUUUGCCGCUCCUUUGGGACUGGUGAUGUUGGCUAACGUGAUUUUGUUUGUUUGGAGUGCAAGAAUGAUCGUUACUACAUCAUCUAAUAUAACUGGGAACCAGAUGAAAUCUAACCGAAAGAACUUUCGUUUGUACUCACGAUUAGCUCUUCUAAUGGGUCUUACUUGGAUUAUUGGCCUUCUUGCUGGUUACCUUGAUAAUGAAAUUUUAUGGUACGUAUUUAUUUUCUUAAAUACUCUGCAAGGACUGUUUAUUUUCAUUGCUUUCUCAUGCAUUCCGAAAGUUCGAACAAUUCUCCAAGCAAGAUUCAUUUCUGUUCUUCCAAAAGUAUCAACUUCCAGGAGUCAGAGCAUUAACUCUGGAAUAAGUUCAGGAUUGACUUCGCUAACUGUUGUCACAUCAAAACAACCAUCAAAAUAAUCUACAGAGGGACUUCACACGUUUCAACAACACUCUAACUGUUACUUCGUUGCAUCGAUAAUUUUUUCAGUGAUGACUGUGGGAUCUUUGAAAAUAUUUCUUAAAUAUAGCCUUUUUUUAAAAUUAUUUGCGGUUUAGUAAUUUGUCGAACUUGAUGUACAACGAUACAUACAUACAUCCUAUGUGUAACAAACGUGACCAAUUUUAAAUAUAAUUUUAAGGGAAAUAUUGUGAUAAAUAAAAGUAUUAUGAAAUAAUUUUGUUUCAUUAUUUCUAAAACGUAAACAUUUUAGUCUUAAAUAUGGGACAUUUGAAGAGCUGGUAUUAGAGGUUGCAUUAUUAAAGCUUAUUAACCUCACCACGGCCUACAUUAAUGUAUCUUUUGUUUUCCUCCUAAAAAGUUUAGUAUUUUGUUUGACACCGGAAAAUAUCUUUCUGAAUUUUGUUACAUGUUUUAAACUGUGGAAUUAAUAUAGUGAGGAAAACUAUACUUUUGUUGGUUUUUAACCAUAUGUUUGAUUAUUUUUUUUAAAUUUGAAAUUCUUAAAAUAUCCGUCUUUGUUUUAAUUAUGUAAAGUUGUAUUAUUACUGUCUUUCUGGACUGAAUUGAAAUUAUCCAAGAAAAUUAUCUUUUAGAUUAAAGUGUCACAUUCUGUAAUGAUAAGUUAUAAGAAAACCCAAGGUAGAGAAGGGUUUAUAGAAUGACCAUAUAAAACAGACAAGUAAAACGGAAUAAUGGUUGUUAAAGUAUCUGUUCCAUCAUGGUAUUCAUCAAUAUCCUGUUACAAGUUUUGUUGCCGUUAGAAUGACGCAGAAAGUACAUAAAAACACGAAUCUUUGGAAUAAACCACAAGAGUAUCCCUAAAGAGAACUGAAAAAAUGUUGUUUGUUUUUUGUCGACUUUUUUUAUACAUCUCGGAGAAACUUGAAAGAAGUGUGCGCGCAGUCAAAUAAUUAUUUUGGUACAAGUGAUUUUAUAAAUGCUGUACAUAUUUUAAUUAUAAACUAUGUUUUACUUAAUACGUUCUCGGUGCUCUAACGAAUACAUCGAUUGUGUAAAAUGUUUCCAUAUGAUAUGUUCAAAAAGAUUAUACAUUUGCUUAGUCCUGAAAUAUGAGAAAUUCGUAUACAAUAACAACACAGUCCAUUGUUUGUGUAUGGUCUUCUAAAUAAUUCUAAAAAAGGAUGUUGUAUAUUCUAGAAAAAACAAUAUAAUCUAAAAACUUAAAAUAAUAAAAUUAUUGCUAGUACACUUGAAUGCAAGAAGAACGGAUGUGCUAAACGAAGACGCAAUUACUUAACGUUUCGGAACCACGGAUUGAUGAAUCACAUGAAUCUACAUCAGUUCUCAAAAUGGUAAUUCCUGUUUAUGAUUCAUUGGUUAGUAAACGUCAUGUGAGUGUGCAUCGUCGGGCAGCAUCGUCAUUAGGCAUUUUGCCGUUUCCAUUCUCGUCAUUGUAAAAUACCAUUUUUGAAAUACAUGAAAGCACACCAGUAAAAGUGUUCAACGGUUAUUUUGUCAAAUUAAUUUUUUUAUAUAUGUAUGUCGUACCUAAAGAUGUUAAAUUGUUCAUGUUAUCUCGGCACUCGAUAAGAUUUUAGCGUAUUUUGUUUGUGAAAUAAACAUAUGAAUUUUUCUGCUUUAAUAUUAUUCAAUCUUUUGACUUAAAUUUGUAACAAACUGUAUAGAGGCUAUUUGUCUUUUUGUUUUCUAAAAUUUAGGAUAUUUUUACUGUAGUUUUAGUUUUAGUUUGAAGAGUAAAGUUUUCUAAAAGUAUGAAGAAAUCAAUUAUUUUAUAGUAAUACUCCAGUCAUGUGUAAAUUUUGAAUGAAUUCAUCUUUUAUAUA
This is a messenger RNA of Limulus polyphemus (Atlantic horseshoe crab), 4401 nucleotides long. RefSeq lists its product as uncharacterized. Bases 211 to 2553 code for a protein of 780 amino acids. The record is from RefSeq and is a predicted model, not a curated record. The transcript has 2 exons. Gene Ontology annotation, molecular function: G protein-coupled receptor activity. Lineage: Eukaryota; Metazoa; Arthropoda; Merostomata; Xiphosura; Limulidae. Gene Ontology annotation, cellular component: membrane. Gene Ontology annotation, biological process: cell surface receptor signaling pathway; G protein-coupled receptor signaling pathway.